AACAUUUUACACGGCAGGCUGAGAGGACGCAUAGAUAAGAGCAGGACGAAGACUGAACAUGAAUCCUGAUCCUGCAGCCAAUAUCUCAGAGCUGGAUACCUUCAGUGGGACACCAGGAAAUCGCACUAAAUCUGACACAAAGAGCUGCUCUGACGAGCAGUUAAAGGAACCAGAGUUGGACCCUGUCCUGGGUUGGGCUCCCAGUGGGCGUCGCCUGAUUUCUGGCCUGUUGGGCCUAAACGUGGUGCUGCUGGGAGCUGCCCUGGUAGCUGGUCGGGCUUUUAACCCCUCAGGUCUGAAACAUGAGGAGCCCCAGCUGUUCCUGCUGCUGCUGAUGUUCUUCAGCUUGGUUUGGAUGUUGUGGUACCUGAUGUGGGCCAGAAAUCAACCUGGCAUCUGUCCACAUAAAGACCACCACGCCGGGGGAGUCACAGUCAUAGUGGUCCUCAUCUUUUUUGCCGCAUUCAGCGUGCUGCUCUUCAUCUCUAGGAUCGGUUAUUUGCUCAGUAUGAGGGAGUGCAAACCUGUGGCUAAGGUGGUCUCUCCAUUUAUCGAAGCUCCCUUUCUUGGACUUCAGACUUAUUUACUGUGGGCUCAUUCCAAAGACUGUAUUCACAGACACAAGAUAAUCACCAGGUCUGGUCUCAUGGUGAUGUUCUCAGCUGACCUUCUGCUGUGGCUGAACGCCGUGACAGAGGACACGAUCCAUCAGGAAGUCGAGUUAGAGAAAUCAGGCAGCAGCAUCAAUUCAUCUGAACAUGUAGACGACUCUGACACAGCAGGAUUUGUCAAUUCCACAUUUUGCCAGUGCAGCGUGAGCACAGCCUGCCUCACCUUCAGGAAAGCCUAUGAGAUUCUUUAUCCUUUCAACAUCGAGUAUUACUUAAUGGCCGGCUGUAUGGUCUACGUCAUGUGGAAGAACGUGGGCCGCAGGAUGAGUCCGGGUCCCCAUGAGCAUGUGACUCCCAAGCUGACUCUCCAUGUCAUCUACCAAGGUGGGAUCACAUUUGGACUGGUGUUUGGUGCCCUGCUGCUCGUAGUAGGAGUGAUUGUCUUCAUUCUCUAUCAGAUUUGGGUGAGCCAGCAGGAGCUUCGUUUCACAGCCUUCCUCUUAUUUUACGGCUACCACUUAGCCAUCAUGCCCGUCAUGUCUGUGUGCUCGCUGGUCGGUCUGCUGGUCCACAGGCUGGAGAGGAGGGCACAGGAAAAUGGGCACAACCCCACACGUAGCCUAGAUGUCCUCCUUCUCACUGCUGCUGCCCUCGGCCAGUUAGGCCUGUCCUACUUCUCCCUAGUGGCAGCCUUCGCUCUGGGGACCAGCGGAACGCUGGCAGACCUGGACCUGUCCUAUUCCAUUAUCAGCCUUCUGGAGUUGAUCCUCCAGAACAUCUUUAUCAUCGAAGGUCUCCACAGGCAUCCUCACCUACUGGCCAAGAAGAAAGACAAGCGGCGGAGCAACAUCUUCACACUGAAGAAAAAGGACACCGCCUCAAAGAAAGAGGAGGGGCAGACAAAUGUUUCUCUACUGGAUCGUAAUUUGUCAGCACCCUCUGCUGCCCACGAGCAUGAUGGGAAAACACCCUGGACCAAGAGAGUGAUUCAAGAAAUCUGUGCUUUCCUCAUCCUUCAAAUAUCAUGUGAAGUGCUGCUGUGGGUCAUCCCUGCGUUUGGAGUCCAUCCGCAGUUCGAGAACGGUCUGGGCAAACUGUUUUUUGGCUUCACUCCUUGGUUCAUUCUGGUCAAUCUGGGUCAGCCGCUCGCUGUCUUUAACAGGAUGCACUCUGUAGGAGCUCUGAUGGACUGCUCAUCUCUGCUUAACAUCUAUUGACACUACGCAUAUUUGUUCACUGUCGAACAAGACAAGAUACAAGGAACAUUAUAAAUGUGUAGGUUUCAAGAAAUACUUUAUUUCUUCUGAAGACCUCUUCUUGUCAUUUCAGCAGCAGAAAAUGUUUUCAAGGAGUUGACGAGAAACCAGGACUAAUAUCCCCUGCACCUGAGUUAGGGUUCAGUCUCUUAUCAGUCUCCACUUUUUCUCUAGUUAAAAUAACCUUUACAAUGUCUUUCCAUGUCAUUGGCAAGAAGACUGAAUGAUGUAAAAAGAGGAGCACAGUGAUUUAGACAAAAUGCCACAAAAACAUCCCCUUGUUAUUUAUACAAUUAUGGUGAAAUAACUUUUUUUUCUUGUUGUUGGCAAAAAUAAUUUAUUCAACAUUAAUGCGCUCUGUAACUAUGACCAUUUUGCAUUUCUUCUUUGGUGUCUACUACAGUUUGUUUUUGUGAAUAAUUUAUUCUGUUUCAGAGUUUGGCAGGAAACGUGCCCGCUGGGUAGGUAGGAUGAAGGCAAACUGGUACAUCCUCCUCCAAGGCCUCCAAGGCCUAAAU
Molecule: messenger RNA, 2385 nt
Organism: Thalassophryne amazonica
Lineage: Eukaryota; Metazoa; Chordata; Actinopteri; Batrachoidiformes; Batrachoididae
Product: proton channel OTOP3-like
Biological process (GO): proton transmembrane transport
Cellular component (GO): membrane
Molecular function (GO): proton channel activity
Source: RefSeq, a predicted model, not a curated record